This is a messenger RNA of Ceratitis capitata (Mediterranean fruit fly), 2617 nucleotides long. RefSeq names its product tubulin-specific chaperone cofactor E-like protein (gene mlt). The transcript has a single exon. NCBI's taxonomy places the organism in Eukaryota, Metazoa, Arthropoda, Insecta, Diptera, Tephritidae. The coding region runs from base 476 to 2194 and encodes 572 amino acids. The record is from RefSeq and is a predicted model, not a curated record. Gene Ontology annotation, molecular function: alpha-tubulin binding. Gene Ontology annotation, biological process: protein folding.
AAGGAACAAAAAAACGUUAAAGUAAAAUUUGACUGCACUUCCGAGCAAUAAAAAUUAGAAAUUAUAAAAUCGAAACGGAAAAAGUUAUAAAACAACAGCCCAGCGAUUGCCUUUUCGCCUUACAGCGAGUGUCCACGAAUGCAUUUCGCUCAUGCAUAUGUACCAAAUUUCAAGUGUCCACGAUUCAACGCACAUAGUGGUCGGUGUCGGUAUCGGUUUCGGUGUCGCUAUCGGAGCGAGUGCAUGCAGACGAGGAACCCUACGUUGGUGUUGCAGGAGCCAGAACAGCACCAGCAGCAACAGCAGCCAGAACUACAGCUGCUGGAAGAAGCAGAGCAGUGCUUGUACUGUUAGUCGCCGUUGUUGCCACCUUUGCAGAGGUAGCUGAGGAGCUUAGCUUGUAGCAACCAUAACUAUAGUUGCAAUAGCAGUAGACUUUGUUAUACAUAUACCGUUGCGAGAAAACGCCAUCAAUAUGCCAUCACUAUUGGAAGCAUUGGAAAGAAAAUAUUUCACCGAUUGUCAAUUGGAGAAUCUAAACGACGACGAUGCAGCUGCUGAAACAGAAAAAAUCAUAUCCAUUUAUAUACCGCGUCUGCCACCGUUGCUCAGCGUGCCCGAACUGUUGGUAUUGAACGACUGUGACAUUGACUGUGCGGGUGAUUUUGAAGCCAUAAAAGAGAAAUGUCGCCGCGUACGUGAACUAGAUCUCGCACAAAAUAAAUUGAACGAUUGGCAGGAGGUCUUCCACAUACUCGAGCAUAUGCCGCGUGUGGAGUUUGUGAAUUUGAGUAAAAAUCAUUUGGUUGGACCAAUAUGCAAUCCGACCACGCUGCCCACGAACAGUUUGAGGAGCAUGGUGCUGAAUGGCACUUACCUGGAUUGGCCGUGUGUUGAAGUGUUGUUGGAUAAUUUGCCAUUGUUAGAGGAAUUACAUCUCAGUUUGAAUGACUACAAAGAAGUGCUUAUUGAUUCAAUUGAAUUUGCUGCCAGCGGUGGUGCUGGUGGUGGUGGCAGCGGUAGCACGCAAGGCGAGGACGAUGUCAACGAAGGUGAAGAGAUGAUAAACGAGUUGUGCGCUAAUGUGGACGACAAUAAUGACGAGGUAAGCGUGCGCGUUGAGCGUAACGACAGCAAACAAAGUGAUUCACAUAUAUUAAAUAGCAACAAUACAACGACAGCGACAACAGCAACAACAACGGAAACAGAAACAGACACCGAAAGAGCGGCAGCAGCAGCAGACGUAGAAGCAAUAGCGGAAACAGAAAUUGAAACAACACCAACAACACCACCGCCAACACCAACUUCACCAACAGGCAGCUGCUACACGGAAUCAAAAUGUAAACACAUACAACCACAUCGAAAACUGAAAACAUUACAUUUCACCGGCAAUCCAGUCGAAAGUUGGCUAGAGAUUUGUCGUUUGGGGCGUGUUUUUCCUAGCCUCGAAAAUUUGGUGCUCGCCGAUUGUCCCAUCAAAGCUAUACAAACCGAUGCCGCUACUAAUGUCAACAACAAUGACUGCCCGACUGCCUGCGUUGAGGAUGUCGAAAUGUCCCAUAAAACGGAAUGUCCGCACAAACAUUUUCAUAAUCUCCUAUUUCUCAAUCUCAGCUACUCGAACAUAAGCACUUGGGAUGACAUCGAUCAGAUUGCGAAAUUUCCGAAAUUACGAAAUUUACGUGUAAAAAAUUGGCCACUGUGGGAGCGUCUGGAAUGCACAGAACACGAACGUCGUCAGCUGUUAAUUGCGCGUUUGCCGAAUGUCAGCUUACUCAACGGUGGUGGCGUGAUCAGCGCCGAUGAACGUGAAGAUGCUGAACGUGCUUUCAUACGUCACUACAUGGACAAACCGGAGUGGGAGCGUCCGAAGCGUUACGAUGAAUUGGUCACUAAACAUGGCAAACUAGAUCCGUUAGUUAACAUAAAUCUUAAGCCUGAGAAACGCCUAAAAGUAUUCAUUACAUAUAAGGAAAAGACAGAGACACGCUUACUCGAUGUCUAUUGUACGGUGGGCGAUUUGAAGACGCGUUUGGAAAAGCUCAUUGAUUUGCCAGCAAAUAAAAUGCGUUUAUAUUACGUAGAUCAAGAUUUCAAAGAGUUCGGACCGGAGUUGAUGAAAUAUCCCAAUAAGCGGCUAUACAGUUAUAAUAUACAAGCGGGUGAUGAAAUCAUAAUCGAUGAGAAGAAAUAAGUUGGGAGCGGUGAUUGCGUAGGGGUGGGGCGGCGCUAUUCUAAAUGCAUAAAUGCACAUAACGACUUCUUUUUUUUGCAGCAACAAAAAUGAUGCAAUGCUUUUAAUUACUAUACUUAUAUACAUAAAUGCAUAAUAUUAUAUAUACAUGCAUACAUACAUAUAUAAUAAAUAUAGAACAAUGUAAAUAUUUUGUAAAGUUAAAAUAAUGAUUAUGUAGUUGUAAAAAGUACCUUGUAAAAAUAAAGAAGUCAAUGAUAAAAUCGAAAACAAAAACAAAAGCAAACAAACAGCAAGCGCUAUUGACGAAAUAAAUUACUGUGGUACACAAGCGUGCUAUACGAAUAGAUAUGUACGUACGUACGUAUGUAGGUAUGUAUGUACGUAUGUAAACAUAAAUGCGUACAUAUAAAAUAAAUAAUA